UUUGUGCAUUUGCCAAUCCAAUCCGCAGUUUUGGAGUUGCUUUGAAAAAUGGGGAAGUUUCAAACUAUUGUGGUGCAGCUCGAAACUGAUUUCAAGUUUAUGUGGAUCACCAUGCAACCCGCGCAACAUUGACUUCGUCUACGUAAAGCUUUGUUGCAGAACUUGAAAUGAAGCUCAUGAAGACUUACGGCAGGCGCUACAAAGAUAGUUGUGAUAGUGACAUACCACAAAGGCAGUGGAGCCCAGAAGUGCUGGAAGUACCGGCGAAGAGAAGAACGGAAGCGCUAUUCGAUGAAUUGCUAUCCGUAUACCAAAACCAGUGCAGAUCCCAAAAACAGACGCAUCAAGCUACACGAGAGCCUCAGGAGAUAGAAGAAAUUCAUGGCUGCUUGUUCGCCGGGGAGGCAGCACCGUUACGGGAUGUAUUGAAGAGGCCCAAUCACGAAGGCAGCUCAAAUCCAUUAAAGCGAAAGAAUACAAACUGCAAAGGGAAAUAUGACAGCAACAAAGAGAGAUACAUCGGUGCACGCCUACAACCACCACCAACUUUCAAAAGCCCUGCAAGGAACAUGUCGGUUACAGUAUGCAGACAAAACAGAAACAAGGAAAAUAGUGGAACAACACCAGUGCAGUGGUCACCUCACUUCAUGAGCACACCUAUUCCAAGGCAGCAAUGCAUGCCUCUACAGGAUCAGGAUCACAAUCCAGCGGAUACAUCAAAGGGGUGCAAUCUGGAAGACAACUCAACUCUGUUAAAACAAAAGAAUGCAAGAUACAAAGGGAAAUGUGACAGCAACAACAAGAAAUGCCUCAAUGCCAACCAAAAAGUGCCGUCAUCUUUCCAAAGCCCGGCAAUGAAUAUUUCUGCAAUUUCAAAGCCCUGCAGACCAAAGAGAAAUGAGAUAUGUAACCAACCAGUGCAGUGGCCGCCUCAGUUCAUGAGCACACCUAUACAGACACAGCAACGCAUGCCCCUUCGGGAUCACAAUGCACAGGAUACAUCGAUCAGUGAAAUACAGUGCUGCAAGUUGUCUAACAAGAUGCAGAAGACACAGGUCAAAAAUGCGCCACCUCAGGCAACAGUAUCUCUGGUGACCAACAGUGACGAGAAAGACAAAAUGACCACAGUACCCGUGAUGGCCAAUCCAGCAUUGUCAGCCAGUAAAUGGAUAACCAUGCGGAAAAGGAACAAAAAAUCUGGCUCCACUUUCACACUGCAGACGCUUUUGGGGAACAGCAGAUCAAUUUCAGUCACGAAAGACGACGAUGUUUUAGUUGCAGAUUCAUUAGAAGAGUUGCAUUGUAUGGAUACAUUGAACAGCAGCAAAUCUGUGUUCACUGUGUCGGCAGAGAAGACGAUAUUGUCCCUUGGAAGAAUUCCUGGCAGAAGGGCGGAAAAGGUUCUCGUCUCUGAUGCAGCAUCUUCGACCACACCUGCGUUGGACUUCCAUCUGGUUAUGCCGGCAGAGGAGAACACAGUACACACGCUGUGCAACACUACUGUUUUAGAUGCACGAGAAACCCUGCUACGUCUUUGUAAUCAGAGUGCGGAGGCUACAUUUCAACAGGUUCUCAAGCUGAGGGGCAGCUGUUGCAGCAAGGUGGGAGAAGGCCUGUACGGAGAAGUGUUCUGUUGCAAAGGAGGGGUUUUCAAGGUGGUUCCUGUCGAAGGAAAUACAUUUGUCAAUGGGGAAAAACAGAAACUCAUGUUAGAGAUACUUCCUGAAGUUAUAAUCUCAAGGGAACUCAGCUCACUCGCUUCUACUGCGAAUAGGUCUGCAAAUUUCAUCCACAUGAGAAGGGUGCAGCUUGUUGAGGACCAAUACCACCCUGCCCUCCUGAAAGCUUGGGAUGCUUUUAAUGCAAAGCAUAAAAGUGAAAAUGACCGACCAGAUUUCUUUGAAGAGAGCCAAAAGUAUGUCGUGUUUGAGUUUGACAACGGUGGUACCUGUCUUGAGAAUUGGAAGAUAAACAGAGCUCAACAAGCCCAAAGCAUUUUUCUGCAAGUAGCUUGCACACUCGCAGCUGGAGAAGGUGCCCUCGAGUUCGAACAUCGUGACCUUCACUUGGGGAACAUCUUGAUAUCAAAGACUUCUCACAAGAAAAAGCAGUACCAGUUUGAUCGAAAAACUGUGCUCGUAAACACAGCAGGCCUCACAGUUGCAGUCAUCGACUAUACAUUGUCACGCAUGAAGAAAGGAGGGAGCAUAAUUUUCACGGACCUGUCCAACGAUGCCACUCUGUUUACGGGUGAAGGAGAUUACCAGUUCCAAGUGUACCGUCUCAUGAGAAAGAGCAAUAAGAACAACUGGGAAAGCUACAACCCUUACAGCAAUGUCCUGUGGCUGCACUAUCUGAUAGAUAAACUUCUCCAACACCGCACAAAUGUCAUUGAUCACAAUGAGGUCUGGCAACAACUCCUCUCUUGGUCAAAGCUGCUUCUGACAUGCAGUUCUGCUACAGAUUUUGUUAUCAACCACUGCUGAGAUUUGUGAAGGCCUUUGAUUGAGUGCAUGUACAGUAACAUUUCUCACUGUUUAGUUUGCACAAAGUCCUGAGAAAUUUUCCGUUGCAAGUCCUUCUCUAAGGUGUCCCGUUCCAUCUUCUUCUGGUUGAGCAUAUGUAAUAUGGUUGCUUCAUCCUGUAAACAAUUAUAUAACAAAGGAGUACAUUGUGAAUCAUUGUACCAUAAUGCCAAUAUGAUUUGCAAUGUUUAUGUAUUAUUACUAUACACGGCGUAAUUUUUCGGGUAUACCUCACUCCUUCAGAGAACUUUAACUGAGACAUUCAAUGUUAGGCAUACAUCAUACAUCAGUGUUUUAUCUAAUCACUGUACAUACCAUUGGAAAUUUGAUGUCACAUAAAGACUUACUGGUUGUA
Messenger RNA from Ornithodoros turicata, 2880 nucleotides. Its product is annotated as serine/threonine-protein kinase haspin-like. Gene Ontology annotation, molecular function: histone H3T3 kinase activity; ATP binding. Gene Ontology annotation, biological process: intracellular signal transduction; mitotic cell cycle; protein phosphorylation. The record is from RefSeq and is a predicted model, not a curated record. Gene Ontology annotation, cellular component: nucleus; cytoplasm. The coding region runs from base 168 to 2486 and encodes 772 amino acids. The transcript is spliced from 14 exons. NCBI's taxonomy places the organism in Eukaryota, Metazoa, Arthropoda, Arachnida, Ixodida, Argasidae.